This is a messenger RNA of Suillus paluster, 1605 nucleotides long. RefSeq lists its product as uncharacterized. The transcript is spliced from 3 exons. Lineage: Eukaryota; Fungi; Basidiomycota; Agaricomycetes; Boletales; Suillaceae. The record is from RefSeq and is a predicted model, not a curated record. The coding region runs from base 1 to 1605 and encodes 534 amino acids.
AUGGCCCCAAGACAUAAUAUUCAUAUUCCUGCUGCCAUUAAACUGGGAACAUUGUGUUUUGCUCCUGGCCAGUGCGAUAUCGGGAGUCUGACUGCUGGGACCCAGCCGUCCUCUUCUAUUGAUGCUACCUUGGAUCAUGGCAUGGCUGGAGAUGCUAUCUUCCUUCCGAUUGCUCAAAUCGCUGCGACAUCUUCUCCUAAUGACCCACUUGGCACUUGGUGUCAUUUGUGUUGUGACGCUUGCGACUCAACAUCCUCUCAUCUGUGCGUCAACUGUGCUGCAGUCAUAUGUCAUCAAACAAGGCCAGGUGGUUCAGGUUGCAUCGGCCACAACUCGGUUCCAAAGGGCUGGGCAUUCCUCUGUCCACUUUGUGUGAGAAGCAUUGAUGGAGAGGAGAGGAGUUUGCCAUACACAUUCAUCGGGCUGUGGAUGUGUACAAGGGCGAAGAUGGUGUGGCCUGUGUGCGUUGUGCACAUCAUGCUGGACUCGAUGAAAAUUGAAGACCACUACCUGAAGCACCUUGUCAACAAUGACUUGGUGAAUCAUUACAACAAAUGUCCAUGCAAUUUGUCCACCACGACCCUUUGCAUGAAGGCAAGAGAGAAUAAGACUGAAGUGCGGAAGAUGAACCCCGCCACGGAAUUUGUCAUGCGGAGUGUGCUGAUUGGCAAACCCAGCAACAUGUUCAUCAUCAUGGACAGCCGCUCGGACGAAUAUGCUAGUGUAUUGCAGUACACCUCCGGGGCCAUCACAGUAGCUGAGACGGUAAAGUCCUAUCUGGGUCAGCCAUUCCUAAUGGCCAUGAAGAGCGUUGUAUUGUUUGCGAGGCAGGACAACACAAUUGAGACCACGAUCAAUGGUGGGACGCCUUGGUGCAAUACGACAGCCAAGGCAAGGGGUGGUCGGCGGGGACUGUUCCUCCUCACAUCCGGUCCUGCAAUGUGGGUUAAACGCUACUUUGAGGAAGUGCUGACUCUGGUCAAGGAGGAUAUAUUUGAUUUCAUCAUCGGAUUUCGAGGAGGGUCGGAACUCCCUGGGUUUGUCGGCCCUGCAGUGCUAGGAUUCAUUCGCGCAGCUGCACUUUUUGGUUUCACUGAUGUGUGGGAGUCAGUUUGCAACUUGCUCGUAACUAAUCUGGAUGUCCUGGAGCACACCACCGUCAUCGUGGUCUAUGCCUCCUAUGUGGACGGGAAGCACAAAGUAGAAAGUCGGGAGGUCGCUAAGCAUCACCCGCCGUAUCGUGCAUUUGGUUACGACUUCAGCGCAUGUGUGAAUGAAGGUUGCCAUCCCUCGGUGACCAACAAUAGGGUGUCUGCGAUGGACAACAAGGUUCAGAUCACAUGUGCCAAGUGUCAGUGGAAAUCAGCAUGGGUUGCUACUGACAAGGAAAAUGAGUAUUUCUUCUGCGUCAACCCAAUCACUGCCCCCUUGCUCUUCUGGCACCAUUUCCCUCCAUCUCCUGCACUAAACACUCUGUUUGUGGAUGCAAAGCCAGAUACGGUUUCAAAAGGUGAGAAGGAGCAAAGAAAUGCUGGUGCUACUGAUAGCACAUCAUCUUGGGGUCCUGAAAAAUGCCGCAGGCUUUCUGCCAGUAUGGAAGGGUGA